GUAAAAUCUUUCAACGCCCGAGGACACUCAUCUCAUCAGCACAAAAUUACCAGAAGAUAUGGUGACUACCGCAUCAUGUAAAUUCUUCACAGCAGCUGAAAUCGGCAGGUCAAUGCACAGACCAGAACAACUUUGAUCUCAUCGAAACCCCGUAACUAUACUUGAACUCAACCAAAGCGUUCUCUUCUGAAAGAAGCCCAGUCAAAAGAGGUAUCGCGAAAGGGCAGCCACAAUGUCCUCACACUCGAAUCAUCGACCGGGUGCCCAAUCCACCGGCGGCGGACAGCAUCAACCUCAACCCCCGACACUCCGACCCUCUCAGCAAAUUCCGGUUCUCACCAACGUGGCACCGAGCAUGUUUGUCCCUCUCAGAAAAGACGACGUCGAACCACCAUCCGAAGACGAUGAGCCAAGCCAACGGAUCGCACGCUUGAAGCGCAUUAUCGAGACCAUCGAUUACCACACCGCCGCCGUCAAGGAGAACUACAUAUGGAUGUUUGAACGGGAAAUGCGUCGGUUCUCUCUUGACGCGGCCGAGCGUGAGGAAGAGUUUAAGCUUCGCGAUCUGCACCCGCCUGGCCCAGCAGAGACGGAAAUCGACGCCGUGUUUGCCAGCAUGGAGAGGCCAGCUCCCGAGGGGAUUGAUUACAACGACCCCAACAACCCGUUCAAUGUCAAGCAUCUGCCGGAGCUCAACCCGCAGGAGUUUAUGCCACGCGAUGUCUCGCUGAGGGAGAAGGCCAUGAUGGAUAUCCUGACGGUGGUGGAAGCGGGGAAGAAUGAGAUCGAGGCGUACCAGAACCACAUGAAGGGCUUGAGGAGCACCUACGUCGAACUGCUGGGGAAGGAGCAGGAGAUGCUGCGACAGGCGGCGUUGAGGCCGGAGGAACGGACUCGGGUUCAAGAUGCACCCAUGAGCUGAUGACUAGACAUACUAUCAUCACCACAUGCUGCCUGCCAUCAGAGUUGCGACAUGGAUACGAGCUCGUGAGGGAGGUUGAGCAGCCGCCGUGAAGCUAGAAUUCGGUCCCAGAUAGUCGCCAAAUGAACAAGGAGCAGAUCAACUACACUUCUACUUCAACCGUGCUUUUACGCAAGGUCAAUUUGGUUGUGAUGAGAU
Neurospora crassa OR74A is the source of this 1120-nucleotide messenger RNA. RefSeq lists its product as hypothetical. Bases 233 to 922 code for a protein of 229 amino acids. The record is from RefSeq and is a predicted model, not a curated record. NCBI's taxonomy places the organism in Eukaryota, Fungi, Ascomycota, Sordariomycetes, Sordariales, Sordariaceae. The transcript has 2 exons.